Messenger RNA from Metopolophium dirhodum (rose-grain aphid), 1083 nucleotides. RefSeq lists its product as uncharacterized. The record is from RefSeq and is a predicted model, not a curated record. Lineage: Eukaryota; Metazoa; Arthropoda; Insecta; Hemiptera; Aphididae. The transcript has 4 exons.
AUGGCUGGUUCGAUUGAAAACAUGGCAGCAAUUUAUAAGAAGAAUUAUAUGUACGUUCCUCCGACACCGCCUGCAGAGCUCAUCGACUGUAACAAUUUCAUACUAGACUUCCCCGAUCAUAAGUUUUUAAAUGUUGGACUUGAUUCGAAAGACAACUUCAAUAUUGUUAUUCAUAUAACAACACCGUCGCGCUAUGUCAAAAUAACACCGGAUUUUCUAAAACGUACAUUCUCGACGAUGGGGAAUAUACUGUCAUUCAUAUUAGAUCCUCCACAAAAAUGUAGAAAACAGAUUUUUCUGGAGGAUGAAUUUACCGUCAUAUCAUACAUGGUGUAUAAAGGAGAAAAUGUGCUAGUCAUAGAGUCUAAGAAAAAGGAAGGAUGUCGUGUAUUGCUCGAUAGAAAAAAUUUGUUGAAAUUACAAUAUCUAGAGGAGAGUAUUUUUGAAACGGUCAUAGGAAAAACCAAUAUCAUACGACCAGUUGUUUUAAAUCAAUUUGCGAUGAUCGGUAAUUAUAUUGAUCGAUAAUUCACUUAAGUUGAAAAACCGCCAAAAACAAACGGUGAAAUGAUGAUUUUUAUUAAAAACCUCCGGAAUGAACGAAUCACGACGAAUUCCGACUUAAACUUUGUUAGCCAGUUGAAAAUGUUUGUAACAAGUCAAUUAGCUGAACAAUGGGCGCAACGAUGGAAUGGAGAAAUGUCACCAGAGUUAUUCGCCGAAUCUGAAAUGAGGCUCAUUUCACCCCCGAGAUAUUCGAGUAUGUCUCCAAUGUUUGUUGACGAGGAACGUGGUAUCGAUGAAUUUUUAACACAGGCGACAUGGGCACCAGCUCGGAAAACAAAACCAUUGCCUUUUGAUGAUCCUGGCAGUCUACCGACGACGAUCAUAGACACUCUUCCCGCAUCGUUUGAUUCAGACAAUUUUGCACAGCCCCCUCCGUGGUAUACAGCGCCUCAAUAUAUUGAAUCUUCACCACCAAGUCCUGCAGUUGAUGAGAAUGACGGUCCAACGUCUUUCAACCUCUCACCAUCAUCCCCUCCAGCUCUUCUAGGAUUCACGGGUCAAAAGUUGGCAGAAUAA